Dermatophagoides farinae (American house dust mite) is the source of this 870-nucleotide messenger RNA. Its product is annotated as V-type proton ATPase 21 kDa proteolipid subunit c''. Gene Ontology annotation, cellular component: proton-transporting V-type ATPase, V0 domain. Gene Ontology annotation, molecular function: proton-transporting ATPase activity, rotational mechanism. Gene Ontology annotation, biological process: proton transmembrane transport. NCBI's taxonomy places the organism in Eukaryota, Metazoa, Arthropoda, Arachnida, Sarcoptiformes, Pyroglyphidae. The record is from RefSeq and is a predicted model, not a curated record.
GAGGGAGUAACACACACACACAUCGUUGACAUUCGAUCCUCAUCAUUAUUGAUUUCCAUAUGAUCAAAUCUUUGUUGGAACAGAAAAUUCUGAUUAAACCAGAUUCAUUGAUCCGAAUUUUUUACACCCAAAGCACAAAAUGAGUGUAUCAGCAUCGGUCCAUUAUGUUCUUCAGGCAACCACAUUAUUCACAUUGGUUUGCAUUUCACUUUAUUAUUGUCUUACUGGACGUGGUCGUCGGGCUGGUGACGUUGCCUGGCUUCUUGAAGGUGUGACACCAUACAUGUGGGCAUCAUUAGGAGUCGGUUUAUCCAUUUCAUUAUCGGUGGUCGGUGCAGCUACGGGUAUAUUUACCACCGGGUCUUCAAUCGUUGGUGGCGGUGUGAAAGCACCACGUAUUCGUACGAAAAAUCUUGUAUCAAUCAUUUUCUGUGAAGCAGUCGCUAUUUAUGGCAUUAUCAUUGCAAUCGUUAUGUUGAAUAAUAUCAAAGAAUUUGAUGAAGCCAAAGUAACCGACGUUCAGCGAGCAAAAAAUUAUCUAGCCGGUUAUGUCAUGUUUGGUGCUGGAUUAACAGUCGGACUGGGUAAUCUAUUCUGCGGUCUAGCCGUUGGCGUUGUCGGAUCGGGUGCAGCAUUGGCCGAUGCAGCUAAUCCAAAUUUAUUUGUUAAAAUUUUAAUUGUUGAAAUUUUUGCUUCAGCCAUCGGUCUUUUCGGUUUGAUUGUUGCCGUCAUUUUGAAUGCUAAAGCUGAAAUGGGCGAAGGUCAUUGAAAUUGGAACGAUUCGAACAUUCAUGACCAAAAUGAAAUUGAUUGUAUAAUUGAACCAUUAAUUAAUUAAUUUUUUUCCGUUUUGUUAUUUAUGUAAAUUGA